Molecule: messenger RNA, 1260 nt
Organism: Diabrotica virgifera virgifera (western corn rootworm)
Lineage: Eukaryota; Metazoa; Arthropoda; Insecta; Coleoptera; Chrysomelidae
Product: odorant receptor Or2-like
Exons: 7
Coding region: 44-1186 (380 amino acids)
Biological process (GO): detection of chemical stimulus involved in sensory perception of smell; sensory perception of smell
Cellular component (GO): plasma membrane
Molecular function (GO): odorant binding; olfactory receptor activity
Source: RefSeq, a predicted model, not a curated record
GAAAAUAUCAUUCUCCUUCUACAAGUUUCACAAAUUUCUGCUGAUGGGAGCAGGAAAAUGGCAUUUGCGACUUGAAAAUUCAUUUCUCAACUUCCUGUAUUGCGUUUAUGCGAUAAGCAUAGAUUACUUCUCAUUCAUGAUGGUUCAGCUGAUAUUGGUAUCCAUAUAUAUGUAUAGAGCCUGUCCUGAGAGAAUUAUGGAAUUGUGCUGCUACUAUGUCCAGUAUACAAACGUAUUGAUCAUGGGUUAUCUAAGCAAGAGGCCCCAGAUGAGACAGGUUUUAGACUACAUAUCCGAUAAAGAAAAGGAAGAAUUCACAGAAGAUGACGCAGAAAUUUACAAGAAAUAUGCAAAAAUUAAUAGGAAUUCCAUCUCUAUAAUACUCUCUCUAACUGUGUCAGCAGGAAUUCCUUGGUACAUAGUAGCCUUUAAAGCUUCUUUUGAUGAACAAGUAGAUCCAAAUUGUCCAAUAGGCAGAGGUCUCUGUUUCCAACUGUGGUAUCCAUUCAAUCUUUACCAGAGCCAGUACUGGAUCACCAAAACAGCUGAUACUUUACUAUUGCAUAGUAUGUUCUUCUCAUUGACCUGCGCCAGAGUUAUCACAGUGCUCUUUAUGGUGUAUGUUCUGGGACAGAUAAAAAUCGUACAGAAUAGGAUCAAGAGCGUUGAUUCCACAAGUAGGAAGUUGAUGAAUCAAAAGAGAGUCGAUUACGACAGUGCUAUAUUUGAGACAGUUACUGAAUGUGCAAGGCAGUAUGCUCAGGUUCAGAGGUUAAUGAGACUUGUAAAUAAAGCCUGCAAGGAGUUUGUCCUUCUCGCAUUCUUUUGCAAUUCCAUGGAAGUGGCGUUAUUUUUGAUGCAGUUAUUGAUGGCACAAAAUAUCGAUGAAGCUGUUCAAAAAACUGUCGUAGUAUUUAUGACACUUACUCAGAUGUUCUUAUUUUUAUGGUACGCUAAUGAAAUCAAAGUGGAGAGUGUUGAAGUUGCUAACAUCAUCUAUAAUGAAACUGCAUGGAUAAACUACAACUCAAAAGCAAGGAAAACCUUGUUGCUAGUAAUGAUGAGGUCUCAAAAACCGCUGACAUGUAAUUCAGCCUUUAUUGGUGAUAUGACCAUCGACACAUUCAAGAGCAUGAUCAAGCUGUGCUACUCCAUUACAACAUUUUUUAAAACUGCCUAUUUGUAGAUCAAAGAGAAGAAUUCAAAUAUUUUUAUUAAUCACGGUUUGUAUUCUCAAAUAAAGGAAUUUGACUUGUAAUU